Molecule: messenger RNA, 984 nt
Organism: Rhinocladiella mackenziei CBS 650.93
Lineage: Eukaryota; Fungi; Ascomycota; Eurotiomycetes; Chaetothyriales; Herpotrichiellaceae
Product: cyclin-dependent kinase 1
Exons: 4
Coding region: 1-984 (327 amino acids)
Biological process (GO): G1/S transition of mitotic cell cycle; regulation of G2/M transition of mitotic cell cycle; protein phosphorylation
Cellular component (GO): nucleus; cytoplasm; cyclin-dependent protein kinase holoenzyme complex
Molecular function (GO): ATP binding; cyclin-dependent protein serine/threonine kinase activity; cyclin binding
Source: RefSeq, a predicted model, not a curated record
AUGGAAAACUACCAGAAGAUUGAGAAGAUUGGAGAAGGGACCUACGGGGUCGUUUACAAAGCUCGUGACCUUUCCAAUGGCGGUCGUAUCGUCGCGCUGAAAAAGAUUCGACUGGAGGCCGAAGAUGAAGGAGUUCCUAGCACAGCCAUCCGCGAAAUUUCGUUGCUGAAGGAAAUGAACGACCCCAACAUUGUGCGUCUAUUCAACAUCGUCCACGCCGACGGUCAUAAGUUAUACCUGGUCUUCGAAUUCCUCGACCUAGAUCUCAAGAAAUACAUGGAAGCUUUACCGGUGUCAGAUGGCGGCCGAGGCAAAGCACUUCCAGAAGGUUCAACGUUGGACAUGCAGAGACUCGGUCUAGGCAAGGAUAUGGUCAAAAAGUUCAUGGCACAAUUAGUCGAAGGUGUUCGGUAUUGCCACAGCCACAGAGUGCUGCACCGAGACUUGAAGCCGCAGAAUCUGCUGAUCGAUCGAGAGGGUAAUCUCAAAUUGGCUGACUUUGGUCUCGCCCGAGCCUUUGGUGUCCCACUAAGAACAUAUACUCACGAGGUCGUCACGCUGUGGUAUCGUGCACCGGAAAUCCUUCUCGGCGGUCGACAAUACUCUACCGGCGUUGACAUGUGGUCAGUUGGAGCCAUCUUCGCCGAGAUGUGCACGAGAAAACCUCUCUUCCCCGGCGACUCUGAAAUCGACGAAAUCUUCAAGAUUUUCAAACUCCUCGGUACACCCGAUGAAAAUACCUGGCCUGGUGUGACCUCGUUCCCCGACUUCAAGACCUCGUUCCCCAAAUGGCGGCGUGAGCCGACCAGCAAUUUUGUCCCCAACCUCGAACCCGCCGGUCUCGAACUUCUCGAUGCGAUGCUCGAAUAUGACCCUGCUCACCGUAUUUCGGCCAAGGCAGCCUGUAACCACCCCUACUUCGCAGCAGGUUCAGCGGCUUAUUCUCAACGACCCCACUCUGCCAGAACGAAUGGGUUUCGUUGA